Ylistrum balloti is the source of this 1110-nucleotide messenger RNA. RefSeq names its product neuropeptide receptor 15-like. The coding region runs from base 1 to 1110 and encodes 369 amino acids. The transcript has 2 exons. The record is from RefSeq and is a predicted model, not a curated record. Lineage: Eukaryota; Metazoa; Mollusca; Bivalvia; Pectinida; Pectinidae. Gene Ontology annotation, molecular function: G protein-coupled receptor activity. Gene Ontology annotation, biological process: G protein-coupled receptor signaling pathway. Gene Ontology annotation, cellular component: plasma membrane.
AUGAAUUCUACGACCAGUGAAGGGUUGAAUAGUACAACUAUACACGGACAACUUCCAAAUGUCAGUACGGCAAACAUCAUCGGGUUUUCUCUCGCCUUUUUCAUCGUAGGUCUCACAGGGAUCGUUGGAAAUGCUCUUGUCAUAUACGUGAUACUUGCUGAUAAGAAGAUGAGACAGUCAAUGACAAACAUGCUCAUCAUCAAUCUCGCAAUAGCUGAUGGCAUUGUUUUAGUUUUUGGCAUACCGGAAAUUGUACAAUUUAUGUUAAAUCGAGGCUGGAUACUUGGAGAAGUCAUGUGCCGUUUGGAGCGUACGUUACUGGUCGUUGGACUGUAUGUGUCUGUUAUGACACUGGUUUCCCUUUGCAUAGAAAGGUACAUUGCAAUCAUCUUCCCUAUAAAAGCACACCUGAUGUGUACUCGCCGACACACGCUCAUUGUCAUAGUGGUCAUUUGGACGUUGUCUAUUGGCUGUGGGAGUCCAACCUUGUUGUUUAAUCAAGUGAUAGCCAGCGAUCGUUACCAGGACACGGUAGAAUUCUGUCAGAUCAUACUUCCAGGACACGGUGUCGGAAGCUACAUCCUCUACAAGUAUGUGGAGGCGACAUUAUUUUACUUCAUCCCGCUCAUCAUUCAAGUAAUUUGCUACAUCGUGAUUGGGAAAACCUUGUUCAUAGGAGUUGAAGAGCUUCACGGCAAUGGCCGUCAGAACGUUGACCACAAGCGUUUGUCUGAUGCGCUUAAACGACGUCGAGCUGUAGUUAAGAUGCUUAUUGCUAGUGUGUUGAUCUAUUUCCUCAGUUAUUCUCCCCACCAGAUUCUCUUGGUGUACAAUACCUUUAGGCGGUCGUCCUUCCAGGAUACAUGGGUUUAUCUUGUAUUUGUCACUAUUCUAGCUUACGUCAACUCGGCUGCCAAUCCUAUCCUGUACUGUAUCUUUAGCCAGAACUUCCGGAGUCAUUUCGCCGAGUUACUACUGUGCUGCUUUAGAUCAAACUAUGAAGGAUCGAAUAGUAAAAAUAAUGUGAUAACACUCAAUUCAGAAUAUACUAUUCUUUUGAAAAGAAAUACUCAAAAUAGUAAGGUCCAAUACGGCAUCAGUGAUGUUUGA